Molecule: messenger RNA, 2338 nt
Organism: Indicator indicator
Lineage: Eukaryota; Metazoa; Chordata; Aves; Piciformes; Indicatoridae
Gene: NCKIPSD
Product: NCK interacting protein with SH3 domain
Exons: 13
Coding region: 1-2301 (766 amino acids)
Biological process (GO): endocytosis
Molecular function (GO): protein binding; Arp2/3 complex binding
Source: RefSeq, a predicted model, not a curated record
AUGUACCGGGCUCUGUACAGCUUCCGUUCGGCUGAGCCCAACUCGCUGCCCUUCGCCGCUGGCGAGACGUUCCUGUUGUUGGAGCGGAGUAACCAGCACUGGUGGCUUGUCACGCGCGCCGGCUCCGGCGAGACGGGCUACGCGCCGGCCUCCUAUCUCCAGCGGCUGCAGGUGCUGGAGCAAGAUGUGGUUCUCCAGUCUAUUGACCGUGCCAUCGAGGCUGUUCACAAUGCAGCAAUGAAAAAUGGGGGAAAGUACAAUCUGGAGCAGAGAGAUGUCCUCCAGAAACUGAUCCAUCACCGCAAGGAGACCGUGUCCCGCAAAAGUCACUCCCCCACCCCGCAGGGGAUGGUGAUGACGCAGUCCUCCAGUGACCACCACCUGGAUGUGGCACGGCAGCCCAACGGGGUGUGCCGGACCGGGUAUGAGCGACACCACAGCCUUCCAAACACUGAGUUUGAGGAGGAGGACGAAGGGCUCUAUCAGAUCCCACCACAGGCCCGGCGUGCAGCUCCCAUCACCCCCCCACCUCCCGAGAAACGCAAGAACGCACAGAUUGCUGCUCCUGGUAAAAGUAAGGACGAACCUGGGCACGAAACGGGCACUGGGCGGUGGGACAGCCCUUCUAGUGCCUCCUCCGUGAGCACAACAUCCUUGGAUACCUUGUACACUGCUUCUUCUGCAUCAGAGACCGCUCUCCCAACAGCUACCUCCAGUCCUGCCAACACCCCACCCCCUGUCCCGAGCCGCAGCGUCCACACCACGAUCACGCGCAACCUGGACAGUGGCUCCGUGACCCACUCCCGCUAUGGGACGUCCCCGAAGGACAGGGCCAGCAAAUCUCCUCAGACCAAGAGGGCUGCCCCGGCGCCACCAGCUGAAGGAGGGACCCAGAGGUCCCACACUGUCGAUGGGGAGAAGACUUCUCAGGUGAAAAAAGCUGCCCCAAACCCCCCAGCAGGCCUGGAUGCCUUCAACAACCUCUGCCUAGAGGAUAAGAAGGCAACUGCGGUAGAGCCAGUGCCACCAGAGCCCAGCGGCCUGGUGGCAUCCGUGCCCAAGACAAUAGGUGCUGAACUGAUCGAGCUGGUGCGCAGGAACACCCACCUCAGCUACGAGCUGUCCCGCGUGGCCAUCGGCGUGGUCAUUGGCCACAUCCAGACCUCCAUUCCAGCAACCAGCAACAUCAUGGAGCAGAUUCUCAUCUCUGUGGUGGAGAGUAAGAAUCUGAGCGCAGGGCUGCCCUCAGGACAGAUCUGCCAUGAUGAGCAGAGGCUGGAGGUGAUCUUUGCAGAUCUGGCCAGGCACAAGGACGAUGCUCAGCAGCGCAGCUGGGCGCUCUACGAGGAUGAGAAUGUCAUCUGCUGCUACCUGGAGGAGCUGCUUCGCAUCCUGACAGAUGCAGAUCCAGAAGUUUGCAAGAAAAUGUGCAAGAAGAAUGAGUUUGAAUCUGUUCUGUCCCUUGUGGCAUAUUAUCAGAUGGAACACAGGGUGCCCUUACGGCUGCUGCUGUUGAAGUGCUUUGGAGCCAUGUGCAACCUGGAUGCUGCAGUCAUCUCAACACUUGUAAACUCUGUGCUGCCCAUGGAGCUGGCCCGGGACAUGCAGACCCACACACAGGAUCAUCAAAAGAUGUGCUACUCUGCACUGGUGCUGGCAAUGAUGUUCUCCAUGGGGGAGCCCCUGCCAUACCAUCACUAUGAACAUCUCAACUCUCAGUUUGUGCAGUUCCUACUGGAUGUGAUCGAGGAUGGGCUGCCCUCAGAUACCACAGACCAGCUGCCUGACUUAUUUGUCAAUGUCCUCCUGGCUUUCAAUCUCCACAUUCCAGUUCCAGAACACAGCGUGAUCAUGACCACAAUAAGCAAGCACUCAAACGUCAAGACUUUCACAGAGAAGCUGCUGCUGCUGCUGAACAGGGGAGAUGAUCCAGUUUGUAUCUUCAAGCAUCAGCCUCAGCCACAACACUCAGUGCUGAAGUUUCUGCAGGACAUCUUUGCCAGCAAGGAUACAGCCAGCAUCUUCUACCACACAGACAUGAUGGUCCUGAUAGACAUACUGGUGCGGCAGAUUGCUGAUCUCUCUCCAGGAGACAAGCUGAGGAUGGAGUAUCUGUCUCUGAUGCACGCCAUCAUCCGCUCCACACCCUAUCUGCAGCACCAGCACCGCCUCUCUGACCUGCAGGGCAUCUUGCAGCGCAUCCUGGGGGAGGAGGAGGAGGACCAGCAGUGCCAGAUGGACAAACUGAUCAUCUUGGAGAUUUAUAAGGAGUUCCCAGAAAUCUCUCCUAGUACAAGCUAACCACCUCUCAGCUUGGACUGGAAUUUGAACCACUUGG